AUGUUCAUAGAGAAAAUGAUGGUUCUUGGAUUAGAGAAAAGACAAGAUGCAACAGAUCUAAAAGAAAAAGUUGUUUUAGAAGAAGAACAACAACAAUCUGAAUUUAAAAAUAAAAUAAUUGAGACGGUAGAAAAUAGAGACGAACUUAUAAAAUAUUCCUUUAAUAUUAUUUGGAAAGCUACCGAAGGCAAAAUAACCAAUACCACUUUUAAUACGAACCCAUUGUUUUCUGUUACCUUUUUUUUAAAUGAUGAAACUUCUGAAACAUUACAUUUGAACGCACCAAAUGUGGUCUUAAAUCUUACGAAGCAAAAUGAGGUUCCAAUUAUAAUUGAUGAUGAAAAGGAUCAAGGAAGUGAAUUUCAAGAUUUGGAUCCUGUAACCUAUUCUUGUACGAUUCAAAAAAAUGUUAUACAAGCUGAAGAUAUUAAUCUUAACAGGAUGGACAUAGAUGAUAAGGGAGAAAAAAUAUUGCGAACUGAUGAUAAUUCAAUUGAAUGUGAUAAUUCUGUGUCACUACCUUUUGAGGAAAGUGAGGUUAUUCAAAAAAAUAAAGCGCAAAAUUUAAAUUCGAAUAAUCAGGAAUCAAUCGAAUCUGGAUCAGAUGAAUAUGAUGACACGGAUGAGAAGAUAAAUAAAAUGAUAUUUGAUGCUUUAGCUUCUUCACGUGCAAAAAGUAAAGAAAUCAGUUCAGCAAAAAAUAGUACUUACAGGAAGAAAUCUCAAGAUAGGACCAUUAAAUCUGAAAUAAAUAAGGUGUUCAAGGUAGUAAAAAAUAAUUAUGAUAAGGAUGAUAAUCAUAGUAAUAUAGAAUGUAUCUCUUCAACAUUGACAAAAGAUAGUCCACUACCAAGCGAAAAUGAACUUAGUGAUAUUGAAUAUGUCGAAAUUGAAAGAACUUCUAUAAUUAAUGAACCUAAUAUUGGAUCAGGAGGUAUACCUUUUGUUUUUGUUAAUGAUCCUAUUCCAGAAUUUUUUGUUGAUAAAACUUCACAUGAUUCUAUUUUGGUUGAAUAUAAAGAUUUAGAUGAAGAAAUCGAAGAACUAGAAAAUUUAGCUCGAAAGCGCAAAAUCAACCGAAAUUAUAAAGCAUCAAAAAAGGCUAAAAAUGAUACAUCAACAACUAUUAGAGUAGAAUCUUCAAAUUCAAAGGAUUCAGAGUUUUCAGAAUUAGAUUAUGAUAUUAAUUUA
Molecule: messenger RNA, 1191 nt
Organism: Dentiscutata erythropus
Lineage: Eukaryota; Fungi; Glomeromycota; Glomeromycetes; Diversisporales; Gigasporaceae
Source: the annotation of a GenBank genome assembly